Messenger RNA from Pipra filicauda (Wire-tailed manakin), 1961 nucleotides. It is a transcript of the gene SLC35A1, whose product is annotated as solute carrier family 35 member A1. Gene Ontology annotation, biological process: pyrimidine nucleotide-sugar transmembrane transport. Gene Ontology annotation, molecular function: pyrimidine nucleotide-sugar transmembrane transporter activity. Gene Ontology annotation, cellular component: Golgi membrane. Bases 36 to 1127 code for a protein of 363 amino acids. The record is from RefSeq and is a predicted model, not a curated record. The transcript is spliced from 8 exons. Lineage: Eukaryota; Metazoa; Chordata; Aves; Passeriformes; Pipridae.
GCGGCGGGGCGCUCUGGGCGGCCGCUCUGCUCUCUAUGGUGCGAUGGGAGGAGCGGCGGGGCACGGCGGGCGGCUCCGGCCCGGCGGUCCUGGCGCCUUCGGCGAGCACCAUGUCGCCUCCGAAAGAAAAUGUCAGCUUACUGUUCAAGCUGUACUGCCUCACAGUGAUGACCCUGGUGGCUGCCACGUACACGGUCGCAUUGCGGUACACGAGGACAGUGGAGACAGAACUCUACUUUUCAACGACGGCUGUGUGCAUCACUGAAGUUAUCAAGUUGUUCUUGAGUGUGGGCAUCUUGGCUAAAGAAACUGGAAGUCUGGCAAGGUUGAUAACAUCUUUAAAAGAAAAUGUAUUUGGAAGUCCUACAGAAUUGCUAAAAUUAAGUGUUCCAUCUUUGGUGUAUGCUCUUCAAAACAAUAUGGCGUUUGUGGCUCUUAGCAACUUGGAUGCAGCAGUCUACCAGGUGACGUACCAGUUGAAGAUCCCUUGUACAGCUUUAUGUACAGUCCUGAUGCUGAACCGUACCCUCAGUAAGUUGCAGUGGUUCUCUGUGUUCAUGCUGUGCGGUGGUGUUACCCUUGUUCAGUGGAAACCUGCUCAGGCUACAAAAGUACAGGUGGAGCAGAAUCCAUGGCUAGGGUUCGGAGCGAUUGCUGUGGCUGUACUGUGUUCGGGAUUUGCAGGAGUUUAUUUUGAGAAGGUCUUAAAGAGUUCAGAUACUUCCUUAUGGGUGAGGAACAUUCAGCUGUACUUAUCUGGGAUUGUAGUGACUUUAGUCGGUGUGUACAUGUCAGACGGAGCCCAAGUUAUGGAGAAAGGGUUUUUCUAUGGCUAUACAUACUACGUCUGGUUUGUCAUCUUUCUUGCCAGCGUAGGUGGCAUCUACACUUCGGUCGUGGUUAAGUACACAGAUAACAUUAUGAAAGGCUUUUCUGCAGCAGCAGCCAUUGUUCUCUCUACUGUGGCAUCAGUCAUCCUCUUUGGCCUCAAAAUAACUGUUACCUUCUCCCUGGGUGCUCUCCUGGUGUGUAUUUCUAUUUACCUCCAUGGAUUACCUCGACAAGACACCACAAAAAUCCAGACCUCAGAGACUAAGAGCUCAAAAGAGAGACUUGCUACUGUGUGACAUUGUCCAUAAAAAUGGACAAAAGAAAAAACAGACUUUAAAAAAAACUUGACUUUUUAAAAAAAUUAGCCUUAAGCUAGUCAUGAAAUGGUUUAAGUGGGACAGACUAAAAGCAGAAGUUAUAUGUGGAGUUUCCAGUGGUUGAUACUGAGGCUACGCUGCAUCUGAGGAGCUGCCUGGGUUUUUUAUGGAAGGUAUUCUUCAUUCACAUCGACAAUGAAGAGUCUCAUUUACAAGGAAAACUCAAUGAAGGAGCUGAUCACUCAAUUGUAUAUAAUGUUUAUAAUGGAGGCAAAUUGGUUCUUUGUGCAUUUGAUAAACUGUGUUGCCCUUUGAGGGCAGAAAUGCCUGAAAGCUUCAUAAAAAAAAAAACUAUUAAAAAGAGCAAUUACUGCCAGCAUUUUCUCUUAAAAUACUUGGCAGCUGUAGUUUGAUUAAUGACAGGAAAAGUUUUUCUUCUAGGUGAUAGGUACGAGACAACUCUACUGGGAAUAACCAUGCUCUGAGCAUCACUUACCUAGGAGUGAUUAGAGGUAGCACGUGCUGUAUAGUUUAUAAAGUCAGGGUGAAAGAAAAGUGUUUCUCUGAAGUUGUGGAUUUCCUUUCACUUUUCAAAUGUUUUUUAUACCUGCUGUAGCUGGUAGAGGGAUCUUCUAUGUGUUGUACAGGGGAAAGUUUGCACGUAUUCCUGUAUUUUUGGCUUAAGUAUGAAUGAGUCAAAAGAUUUUUGUCAGUACAUUUUCUCUCUAAACAUUUCUGUGCACACAGUGAUGCUUGAAAAGAGUUCCUGUAAUGCAUGUUAGGCUUUGAGUUAAUUUAUUAUUGCCAACCAUA